Messenger RNA from Melanotaenia boesemani (Boeseman's rainbowfish), 2831 nucleotides. It is a transcript of the gene slain1a, whose product is annotated as SLAIN motif family, member 1a. The transcript has 9 exons. The record is from RefSeq and is a predicted model, not a curated record. Gene Ontology annotation, biological process: cytoplasmic microtubule organization; positive regulation of microtubule polymerization; microtubule nucleation. NCBI's taxonomy places the organism in Eukaryota, Metazoa, Chordata, Actinopteri, Atheriniformes, Melanotaeniidae. Bases 173 to 2077 code for a protein of 634 amino acids. Gene Ontology annotation, cellular component: microtubule plus-end.
UAACCAAUGAGAUAGAGGCUGUGCAGUCAUCCCAGCAGCAGCAGCAUCAAUGUGAGUCUGAGUGUGUGAGUAGUAGCUUUAAACGGGGUAAUCUGGACACCCUCUCUGAAUUCAAUAGGACCCUCUGCAGGCAGGCCGUGCUUUUUGCUUCUUUCAAUGUGCUUUUUACCAAAUGGAAGCAGAGGUCUUGAACCCCCAGAUGAUGGCAGACGUCAAUGGCAACAAUAAAAUCACCAACGCGGAGCUGGAGGUGUUAAAGCUUCAGGAAUUGGUCCGAAAACUGGAAAAGCAAAACGAACAAUUGCGGACUAGAGCGAACGCUGUAAACAAUUGCUCCAUCGGCCCUCAUCUCCAGACCUCGUUGUCGUGUCUGCAUGGGGUUACAACGUGUUCCAGUGACAAUUUCACCAGUAAAUAUGACAUUUCAAGUCCGACACGGUCGCGUCCGUGUGUCACUGCACCUCAAGGUUUAACAGAGGAGCCAUUCGCCUAUUUUCAGCCGAGCUCGGUGUCUCUCGAUGCCGCUGUGGAGGACAGCGGCGCCGCUGGUGCCACAACUGUUUGGGAUGAGGUUGACAUUUUGGACCUCAACAGCGUGCUCCCUGUUGGAGAGCCUGAUAGCUGGCUAUAUGUAAGUCCCAAAGCCAAACUGCAGAUUGAGAGUGGUCUCAGCCCUCUCCAGUGGUGCAGGCAGGUCCUGGACCACCCUGGGCCCGAGGUGGAGCUGGCUAAGAUGACCUUCUGUCACAGACUGGACCAAGCCAAGCGGUGGCGAGGAGUCUCCUCCGUCCGUCCAUACAGCCUCAUAGAAGGGCUGUCUACCCUUAGCUGUCCCGUCCUGCCUUACACUACAUCCACUGCACUAACUGACACCCCAGCCACAUUGUCAUCAUUUGGCCAGUCUUUUAUCCAGCCAGCUCUCCCACUCCGGGCCAGCUGCAGCCUCGGUGACAGAAGUGACAGAGCACCCACAUUUCUGUCAAACUCUACUCUCCACAACGUGGCUCGUCGUCAUGCAGCCAUCACGCCUCAGUCUUCCCUGGACAGCGAGGUGGGUGUGUCAGAGCUGGAGGAUGACUCCAUCACUAUGAGCUACAAGUUGCAGGACAUGACUGAUGUGGAAGUCAUGGCACGACUCCAAGAGGAGAGUCUCCGACAGGACUAUGCCUCUACCUCAGCCACAGCCAGCCGCCGCAGCUCCAGCUUCUCCUUGCACUCCCUCAGGCGCAGCGAGAUGGAUCUGGAGGAGGAGGAUGAGGAGGACGAGGGGUACGACCAGCUCCCUCCUCCUCAGCCUCGACUAUUCCGUACAGGGUCUAUGCAGCGGGGCAACCUGCCCCACUCUCACACAUUCUCCAGUAUCAGAGACUGCAGACGCAGCUCAGCCACCCCUCAGUUUUCACUCAGUGGACUUUCCCAGUUGUCUGGACCCUCCAAUCUGGUCACAGAAGCACACACGAUGUACAGAGGCAGCACAGACAAGCUACGAAGAAGCAUGCCCAACCUGAUCCGAGCUCCCAGCAUGCCUAGUGUUCCCAGUAUUCCAUGCCUGACUUCCCCUGGCAACCCACCCUCCCAUGGCCCUUCCUCCUUACCAACGAUGCCUUCCCUCCGGACCAGCCAGAGCUUUGACUCCUCCAGUGGGCUUGCACGACUUCAGUCCUCCAUUCCUUCCCCAGGUCAGCUCAGCCAGCGAGUCCAGAGUGUUGGAAACUUCCCCACUACUCAGCGACACCCUCUAAAAGCAACAGCCUAUGUCAGCCCCACGGUGCAACAGGGCCCCACCUCCACCUCUCUGUCCACAUCUGCCAGUUUAAACUCCAUCUCCAACAGCGCCGCACUGCCUGGGCCCCUUAAACCCAGCAUCAGUUUGCUGCCACAGGCCCUGAAAGCAAGCACCAACCAGUCUGCUGCCCCCCGCAGUUCCCUUCCUCGUCCAGCCUCCUUCAUAGGCGCAAGCGGAGUUCCACGUGCAAGUAAAAUCACACAGCCAACACGCAGUCUACUGACUCCUCCAAAGAGCCUGGCUGCUCUGAGUGCUCUGAGGGAUGGCAGCUGGAAAGAUGGCUGCUACUGAACCCAAAUGAUGUUCGAGAGGUCCACAAAGAAACGCUACAUGGGACCAAACUGAUGUAAAAUGAAGGAGGUUCCAAACUGCAGCACUGCUAAUGUGAAUAAAAGCACUACUUUUGAAUGAAGAGACACGUGGAGAUUGAGAACAGUACGAGUCCAGCAGGCUGGAUAUUUACUAAAACACAAAGAAACACACACAGUGACAACAACAUGCAAUACUCCAAUAAUCAGUCGCUAAAUGUGAAAUGGAUUCUCCCAGAAUUUUUAUUUUUACCUUUUUUUUUCAUUGUGGAUUUAGUAAAAAGAAAAGCUCUCUCACUUUGACAGCUAAGAAAAAACGGACCCUUGCUUUUGUAAAUGCAUUUAAUGAUUUAACACGAUUUAUUAUGCAAGUAUUGUUUUGUUUUUUUAUGUUAGAUAUGAAGAUGAAACUGAAUUUGGAGUUACAUCCCGUGCCUGUUAAUAAGUGAUGUAUUUCAUGUUAGUUAUAUUUAUUGACUGGACCUUGCAGCACUUUGGAUCAGAAUUAUGAUUAACACGUUAGAACAAGUGAUCUGCUUUGUUCCUAAAGUAUGACAUUCACUUAUAUCAGUGUACAAACGUUAUCUUAUGGCUAGUUUCUUUUCAUUUGCUGUUUACAUUACAUUUUUGUCUUUAAUAACAUAUUCGCUGCAGUGAUAUUGCACAUGAAGCCCAAAUUUCUUUUUAUGGACGACAAAAAGUUAGAGAGGAGGUACAUUUUUUUGAAGUGAAUAAAA